This is a messenger RNA of Scleropages formosus (Asian bonytongue), 479 nucleotides long. Its product is annotated as cytotoxin 10-like. The record is from RefSeq and is a predicted model, not a curated record. The transcript has 3 exons. The coding region runs from base 98 to 361 and encodes 87 amino acids. NCBI's taxonomy places the organism in Eukaryota, Metazoa, Chordata, Actinopteri, Osteoglossiformes, Osteoglossidae.
CUGUUUGCAGUGGUUUCGUGUCCAACGGGGAAAAGUUUUUGUUGUCUUACACUUAUGUAGUGAAACCACAAGAAAAAGCUCCAUACAGAAGCCAAGAAUGAAGGUCGCAAUGCUUGCCGUCAGCCUCCUGCUAGUCUUGGCUUGUGGAGAGGCACUGAAGUGUAACAGAUGUAUUGGAAAAGGCUGCAGACCCACUGUGGAAACCUGCAGUUCAGACCAGGAUGCCUGUUGCAGCGUCAUUUUCUUACCCCCCAUGCCUACUAACUAUUUCAGAAGAUGCAUAAGGAUGACAGAGUGCCUCCUCUUGAAGCAGUCGCGCAACAUUAAUGCUGUCUGUUGCAACCGGGACCGUUGCAACUGAGCUCCACUGUCAAGAAGCUCUAUGCAGUGUCUGACCAACAUUCAGUUUCAAUUAUCAUUCAGAUGGUAUCGAAUCAUAUUUGCGCAAUCCAUUUAAAAUCUUCUCCUUUCAGCCAGAU